Messenger RNA from Lolium rigidum, 1005 nucleotides. RefSeq names its product pyridoxal phosphate homeostasis protein-like. Lineage: Eukaryota; Viridiplantae; Streptophyta; Magnoliopsida; Poales; Poaceae. The record is from RefSeq and is a predicted model, not a curated record. Bases 121 to 852 code for a protein of 243 amino acids. The transcript has 7 exons. Gene Ontology annotation, cellular component: intracellular anatomical structure. Gene Ontology annotation, molecular function: pyridoxal phosphate binding.
CAGGGAAAAUAAAUUAACCACACAACCAGCACGGCUUUAACGCACAGGAGGCGGCUCCCACCAACCACGGCGACGGCGGCAGCGGCCACGGAGGAGGGCGGCGGAUCAGCGGCGCCGGCGAUGGCGUCCGUGGCGGCGGUAGAGGGCGCGGCGGCCGCGCUCCGGUCGGUUCUGUCGCGCGCGCAGCAGGCGGCGGCGCGGUCGGGGCGCUCGCCGGAGUCCGUGCGCGUGGUGGCCGUGAGCAAGACGAAGCCCGUCGGCGUCAUCCGCGGCGUGUACGACGCCGGCCAACGCUGCUUCGGCGAGAACUACGUGCAGGAGCUCAUCGACAAGGCCCCCCAGCUCCCCGAGGAUAUUGAGUGGCAUUUCAUUGGGAACCUGCAAAGCAACAAAGCCAAAGCCCUCCUAGCUGGUGUACCAAAUCUUGACAUGGUUGAGAGCGUAGAUGAUGAGAAGAUUGCUAAUCGUCUUGAUCGGGUGGUAGCUGAUUUGGGGAGAAAACCUCUUAAGAUCUUGGUCCAAGUCAACACAAGUGGAGAAGAAUCCAAAUUUGGAGUAGAUCCCUCAGGGUGUGCGGGAUUAGCAAAACAUGUCAAAUUAAGCUGCCCAAAUCUUGUAUUUUCUGGUUUGAUGACAAUUGGGAUGCUUGAUUAUUCCUCAACUCCGGAGAAUUUCAAGGCACUCGCUAGCUGCCGGAAGGAGGUAUGCAACGAGCUUGGAAUACCAGAAGAGCAGUGUGAGUUAUCAAUGGGCAUGUCUGCUGAUUUUGAGCAAGCGAUUGAAAUGGGCAGCACAAAUGUCAGAGUUGGAUCAACUAUAUUUGGUGCAAGAGAAUACCCAAAGAAGAAUUAGGAUAACUAUAUAUUUCAGGUUUUGUUGUGGCACUGCCUGCAUAGAAUAUGUACGAUUCUCAUCUAGAAAUAAAAUAUUGGUGAUAAAUAUGUAUCCAGUUCCUCCAACAUUCCGCUUUGAUUUUUUUCACAAUGUGUCAUUAAUAAAACUACU